AUGACUGGCACACAGUACAAGCGCGCCGUCAACGAGACUGUCUACGUGGCGCGCGAUACGGAGGAUUUGGUCUAUAGGGUGGUGGACCGGGUGGUCUACAUCGCGGUGGACAACCGUGAAGGACUAGGACGCUUCGCCCUCCUUGUCAAUGAAGGAACGCGGGAAAGAAUUCCUGGUGAAGGAGGCCGCCGAAGACUUGGUCAGGCGCAGGAACCCCCUGGAGUGGAGACCCGGUGCGACGAAGGGCUGUCACUGGACACGAACCUCCGGCGAGCCAACAGGAGUGGUGGCGGCACAGAUCCGGAGAGCAACAUGAAGACCAGCGAGCUGAUGUCGAUCAAAGUGCGCGUGGAUACUCUGCGGGACGUGUCGCUGGCUGUCUUCACCAAAAUCCUCAUUCAAUCCACCCUCGGAGCAAACUUCUAG
Messenger RNA from Ectocarpus sp. CCAP 1310/34, 426 nucleotides. NCBI's taxonomy places the organism in Eukaryota, Phaeophyceae, Ectocarpales, Ectocarpaceae. The record is from the annotation of a GenBank genome assembly.